Annulohypoxylon maeteangense is the source of this 2187-nucleotide messenger RNA. RefSeq names its product cytochrome P450. The coding region runs from base 412 to 2106 and encodes 564 amino acids. The transcript has 9 exons. Lineage: Eukaryota; Fungi; Ascomycota; Sordariomycetes; Xylariales; Hypoxylaceae. Gene Ontology annotation, molecular function: heme binding; iron ion binding; monooxygenase activity. The record is from RefSeq and is a predicted model, not a curated record.
UUCAUGGUUCAGCUGGGCGCUGAUCUAAUCAACGCGAUGGAUCCUCAAGUCAUACCUACCUAGUAGGUAUAAUGCUUCAUUCUUCAAGAUAAGUAUCACCGAAGGAUGUUCGUGUCGUGCAAAAAAGCGCUUCGCCGUACCCAAUUGCUCAUCAUCAAACAGACAGAAAAUCAACAGUUAGCAUCGUUGGUUUAUAAAAGUAUGAGUAUGGGUGUAAAUGUAUUGAUAUCAAGUUGUAUAUUAAGAGAUGGUCACCGAAGUAUUUCUAGAAAGAUUCCCGUCGAAUCGAAAACCUCUUCUAGGAAUCAAGUCGUUCACGUUUCAUAUUUCAGACUUUAAGCGCGCUAUACCUACCAGGUACCUACCUACUAUACAACACCGAAAACCAACUUCAAUAGUUUACCUCGCGCAAUGCUCUCUGAACUCAUAGAUGUUAUCCCUCAGGGGGUAUCCCCUCUAUCUAGCAUUUUUAUCAUGUUCAUUACUUGCUGGGUCGCUACCAAGUUAUUUAGCAAAGAGUCAAGGUCCAAAGAUCUCGGAAGAUCUUCACCUCCUUUGGAUUUAUUGAUGAACCCCCUUUCAACUAUCAAGAAACGGUUCAAGGCUUGGUCAUUUCUUCUAAGGGGUCCCUUGAUCAUUCAGGAUGCUUACGAUAGGGCCAAGGGAGCCCCGUUCACUGUUGACGCCCCUGAUAACCGAUACAUCUUAGUGUCAUCUUGGGAUCAGAUCCGUGAGAUCGAUGCUGCGGCAGAUAGUGUACUCUCGCUCCAGGCCGCUGCAAGAGAGGUCCUACAACCGAAGCAUACCAUGGUCGGCUUUGAAUGGCACGAUAGGAAAGGUUUCGAUGGCGCGCCCUUGCUUAGGACCAUUCGCUAUCUCCUGACUGAACAUCUUCCCUAUAUCUUACCUGACAUCCGGACUUCCAUCUCCCAUAUGUUUGAUCAACGCUAUGAGUCACAUCCGAUCGUUAAUAACCAAAAACUAUCGCCGAUAUAUCCCAUGGUGAUUGGAGCUGUUGCUCGAUCCAACGCAUAUGCCUUCUUUGGUCAGGAACUAUCGAAAGAUGAGAAGUUUAUGGAGGCUGGUAUGGUUUUUAUUGAACAGACACUUCUGAUCGCAGAAGUGGUACGACUUCUCCCUCACUCGAUUUCGGGGUACAUUGGUGACUUUCUGGCCAAGAGACUGAACUCCGGGAAGAUUAUCUAUGACUCUUUAGAGCCUGUUGUAUCCAAGAGAUUCGAAGAGCGAGAGUUACGGAAAAGGGGUCACAAUAUUCCCGAACAGAAGGAUUGUAUCCAAUGGAUUAUGGAAACCUCACCAAAGACAAGGCCGUGGACCGUGCAACGCGUGAUACAUGAACUUCUAGCCGUAUGGUUUGGAUCUGUUCAUAUCACAUCAACGACGACUUGUUUCGCACUCUUUGAUCUUUGUCUACAUCCUGAGUAUGUUGAGCCCUUAAGAAAGGAGAUUGAGAACACCACUUGGAAAGCAUUUGAGGAAUCCAGCGGCCAGCUCUUCCCGCUUAUGGAUAGCUUCAUGAAAGAGUCUGCACGUCUUACUCCUGUUGAAUCUGUUAGCACUCGCCGCAAGGCGACAAAGCCAUUCCAGUUAUCGGAUGGGACUAAAGUGCAAGUUGGCCAAUGGAUCUGCUCCGCAGUUCGAGGCAUGAACCUUGAUCCGGGGAAUUGGUCACAAGCUGACGAGUUUCACGGAUUCCGGUUCGUGCCGCCCAAUGUGCUAGAACGAAGUCUCUCGAAUACACGAUCCUCAUCCAACCAGUUUCAAAUCCCAGACCCAGAGAAAUCCUCCGAGUUCGUAGAUUCGUCGGGCUGGCAACUCUGGGGAACCGGCAAAUCAGCUUGUACGGGGAGAUGGUAUGCCUCAGCAAUGAUCAAGAUAAUACUUGGCACGUUCAUUACAAAAUGGGACAUGGAGCUCGCGGAUCCCAAAGCUGCGCGCCACUUCUGUUGGCGAACAUUUAUCUACCCGAUCCCUAGUACGAAGUUCAUCUUGACACCAAGAGUCCAGACUGCACAACAAAACCCGCCCUCUUCUACCAAAAGGAGCCCGGAAAUCUCUCUUUUAUCAGUAGAUUUAUCUGCCUAGCUGACUAGGUACCUAGCAAAUAUUUGUGUACACUACCUACCUAGGUAGGUAGGUAGGUAUAGAUCAGGUCGUAGCCUGCAU